Messenger RNA from Cydia pomonella (codling moth), 462 nucleotides. RefSeq lists its product as uncharacterized. Bases 178 to 450 code for a protein of 90 amino acids. The record is from RefSeq and is a predicted model, not a curated record. The transcript has 3 exons. Lineage: Eukaryota; Metazoa; Arthropoda; Insecta; Lepidoptera; Tortricidae.
UUGUGUGACUCAGUGUAUGACAGGUUGGUCAAGUCAACUACUUAAACAAGUUUACACCUUAAAGUUAUAGUGUUAAGAUUGAAAAUUACUUAAAUUGUUGAUAAUGAACUGGUAUCAAAUAAAAACAAUGCUCAGUAUUGUGAUAGCCAGUGAUCAGGGAACGCGCAACGCGGCAUCAUGAAGUUCUUUGUAUUCAUCUUUGUGGUGCUAACAGUACUAGCGGUUUGUGGGCUAGCUUCGCCCUUACCAGCGAAAUUUGAGUUAGACACAGAGUUACAACGGCCUCCCCGCACACCGCAGUUCGUCAAGGGGCAGAAAGGCAGCAGAGUUCCUGACCCUAUGAAUCUCCGUAAAGGCGAGUAUAUUUGCGGCAACAAGAUAUGCAGUCUGCAGCCAGGAGAGAUACCCCCCAACUGUGGAGGCGUAUGCCAAUAUAAAAUAUUUAAAUAAACCUAGCUUUUA